Molecule: messenger RNA, 3315 nt
Organism: Pezoporus occidentalis (night parrot)
Lineage: Eukaryota; Metazoa; Chordata; Aves; Psittaciformes; Psittacidae
Gene: HIP1
Product: huntingtin interacting protein 1
Exons: 31
Coding region: 90-3212 (1040 amino acids)
Biological process (GO): clathrin coat assembly; endocytosis; actin filament organization
Cellular component (GO): clathrin-coated vesicle; presynapse; actin cortical patch
Molecular function (GO): actin filament binding; clathrin light chain binding; clathrin-cargo adaptor activity
Source: RefSeq, a predicted model, not a curated record
AUGGCGCGGGGUCCGGCCAGCGGCGGCGCCGAGCGGAGCGGAGCCGAGGGGUGGCGAGGGCGCGGCGCGGCCGGGGCGGCGGCGGGGCCAUGGACCGCGUGAGCAGCUCCAUGAAGCAGGUGUCCAACCCGCUGCCCAAGGUGCUGGGCCGGCGGGCGGGCGGCGGCGGGCUGGAGGCGGAGAGGGAGAGCUUCGAGCGUGCCCAGACUGUCAGCAUCAAUAAGGCCAUUAAUGCGCAGGAAGUGGCUGUCAAGGAGAAACAUGCCAGAACAUGCAUCUUGGGCACGCACCACGAGAAGGGAGCACAGACCUUCUGGUCGGUGGUGAACCGGCUGCCGCUGUCGGGGAAUGCCGUGCUCUGCUGGAAGUUCUGCCACGUCUUCCACAAGCUCCUCCGGGAUGGCCACUCGAACGUCCUGAAAGACUCUCUGAGAUACAAGAAUGAGCUGAGUGACAUGAGCAGGAUGUGGGGCCACCUCAGUGAGGGCUAUGGGCAGCUCUGCAGCAUCUACCUCAAACUGCUGAGAACCAAGAUGGAGUUUCACACCAAGAAUCCCCGCUUCCCCGGCAAUCUCCAGAUGUCCGACCGGCAGCUCGACGAGGCAGGGGAGAACGACGUCAAUAACUUUUUUCAGCUGACAGUGGAGAUGUUUGACUACCUGGAGUGUGAGCUGAACCUCUUCCAGACGGUGUUCAGUUCCCUGGACAUGUCGCGCUCGGUGUCGGUGACGGCCGCGGGGCAGUGCCGCCUGGCCCCGCUCAUCCAGGUCAUCCUGGACUGCAGCCACCUCUAUGACUACACCGUCAAGCUGCUCUUCAAGCUCCAUUCCUGUCUGCCAGCAGAUACACUGCAGGGCCACCGGGAUCGGUUCCUAGAGCAGUUCAGAAAGCUGAAGGACCUUUUCUACCGCUCCAGCAACCUGCAGUACUUCAAGCGGCUCAUUCAGAUCCCACAGCUGCCGGAGAACCCCCCCAACUUCCUGCGUGCCUCCGCACUGUCAGAGCACAUCAGCCCUGUGGUGGUCAUCCCCGCUGAGGCAUCCUCACCUGACAGUGAGCCCAUCACGGACCUGGUGGAGAUGGACACAGCCUCACAGAGCCUGUUUGACAGUAAGUUUGACGACAUCUUCGGCAGCUCUUUGGGCAGUGACCCCUUCAACUUCAACAGCCAGAAUGGGAUGAACAAGGAUGACAAGGACCGCUUAAUCGAGCAGCUUUAUGGGGAGAUUGCAGCCCUGAAGGAGGAGCUGGAGAGCUUCAAGGCUGAGAGCGCACGGGGCAUGAUGCAGCUGCGCGGUCGCGCCAGCGAGCUGGAAGCUGAGCUGGCCGAGCAGCAGCACCUGAAGCAGCAGGCGCAGGAUGAGAGUGAGUUUCUGCGCACGGAGCUGGAGGAGCUGAAGAAGCAGCGGGAGGACACGGAGAAGGCACAGAGGAGCCUGACGGAGAUUGAAAGGCGGGCACAGGCCAAUGAACAGCGCUACAGCAAGCUGAAGGAGAAGUAUAGCGAGCUGGUGCAGAACCAUGCUGACCUCCUGCGGAAGAACGCAGAGGUGACCAAGCAGGUGACAGCAGCCAGGCAGGCCCAGGGAGAUGUGGAGCGGGAGAAGAAGGAGCUGGAGGACUCCUUCCAGCGGGUGAGCGAGCAGGCUCAGAGGAAGUCUCAGGAGCAGGCAGAAGUGCUGGACACUCUGAAGAGGGAGCUGGCAGCCAGCAGACAGGAGCUGCAGGUCCUCCAGGGCACACUGGAGUCCAGCACACAGGUGGGAGCAGAGCAGAGCACCCGAAUCGCUGGCCUGGAGCAGGAGAGGGACAGCCUGAGCCGGGCAGCGGAGCGGCAUGGGGAGGAGGUGGCUGCCCUGCAUGCUGAGCUGCAGCAGAUGCGGGACAGGCUUGGCCGUGAGCAGGAGAGCAGCAGGAUGGAGCUGGAGAUAUUGCAGGCCCAGCUGAGAGACAAGGAGAGCAAGGAGCAGGCGCUGCAGCAGCACGUGGCUGAGGAGCAGUUUGCCCUGCUGCAGGGCACCGCGCAGGAGGCCAAGCGGAUGGUGCAGGAUGCCCUCAGCCAUCUGGAGGAUCCUGCCCACAUGGCCUGCACCGGCUCGGCAGAUUGCCUCCUGUCCAGGACACUGGCAGCCUCCGAGUGCCUAGAGAGGCUGCAGGAUGCCCACAGCAAAUACGUUUCUGACCACACAGCCAUUGGCUCCCUGCUGCCCACCCUGGCCCUGUUUGCCCACCUCGUCAGUGACACCAUCCUGCAGGGCAGUGCGACCUCCCACCUGGCCCCCAUGGAGCCCGCUGACCGUCUGCUGGAGGCGUGCAAGCAGUGCAGCAGCGAGGCCGUGAGCUACCUCAGUGCCCUGCAGGACCCGGGCAAGGUGAAAGGUGCUGACUGCAGCCUGCUGACGAUCUGCCUGGGACGUAUCAGUGCCAUCGGGGAGGAGCUGCGGCCCAGAGGGCUGGAUGUCAAGCAGGAGGAGCUGGGUGACUUGGUGGACAAGGAGAUGGCAGCAACAGCAGCAGCCAUCGAAACAGCAGCUGCCCGCAUCGAGGAGAUGCUGAGCAAGGCACGGGCUGGUGACACUGGAGUGAAACUGGAAGUGAAUGAGAGGAUCCUGGGCUCCUGCACAGGCCUCAUGCAGGCCAUCCGCGUCCUGGUCCUGGCCUCCAAGGACCUCCAGAGAGAGAUUGUGGAGAGUGGACGGGGUGCGGCAUCCCCCAAGGAGUUCUAUGCCAAGAAUUCCCGCUGGACAGAGGGUCUCAUCUCCGCCUCCAAGGCUGUGGGCUGGGGUGCCACUGUCAUGGUCGAUGCUGCUGACCUGGUGGUGCAAGGCAAGGGCACCUUCGAGGAGCUGAUGGUCUGCUCACGAGAGAUUGCAGCCAGCACUGCCCAGCUCGUGGCAGCCUCCAAGGUGAAGGCAGACAAAGACAGCGCCAACCUUUGCAAGCUCCAGCAAGCCUCACGGGGUGUCAACCAGGCCACAGCCAGCGUGGUGGCCUCCACCAAGGCCGGGAAGUCACAGGUGGAGGAGAAAGAGAGCAUGGACUUCUCCAGCAUGACGCUCACCCAGAUCAAGCGUCAGGAGAUGGAUUCACAGGUGCGGGUGCUGGAGCUGGAAAACCAGCUGCAGAAGGAGCGGCAGAAGUUGGGAGAGCUGCGCAAGAAGCACUACGAGCUGGCAGGAGUGGCAGAGGGCUGGGAGGACGCAGCAGAUUAGCCCCAGUGGCAGAAGCAGUUGCAGGGGACACCCCUGCGGGCAGCCAGGAUGCAGCUCGGUGCAGCCUUUUGGGAAGAUCCACAAUAAACCGGUGCAAAAGCCA